This is a messenger RNA of Drosophila biarmipes, 785 nucleotides long. RefSeq lists its product as uncharacterized. Bases 33 to 623 code for a protein of 196 amino acids. The transcript has a single exon. Lineage: Eukaryota; Metazoa; Arthropoda; Insecta; Diptera; Drosophilidae. The record is from RefSeq and is a predicted model, not a curated record.
GAAAUCAGAACAGAAGCCCUUUAACCGCGAAAAUGUUCAAAGCCAGCUCCACACCAACUGUUAUUCUUGUCCUAAGCCUGAUGGCUCUGGGUUCGGCAGAGCCGCUCCGUCGGAGAUUAUCCGCCAGGCAGGAACAGACUCCGCCCAGUCCUUCGCCCACUGGUUAUCCAGAGGCAGGAGUCACACCGAGCGUUCCCUUCGAUCUGCCCAGCUCGACAGUCGAGCCGGAGAACACUUACUUGCCACCGGAUAAUACUUAUGGACCUCCAGAUAACACAUACGGACAACCAGAUAACACUUAUGGACCUCCAGAGGAUGAUUUAUCGCCGGUAGCUGAUACCGAAUCGCAGCCGCAGCCCGAAAACCCCAGUCCCGAGACCGAUGAUAUUCCAGAAACUGAGGACGAGUCGGUGGACGGUCCCAAAUUGCAACCCGCUGAUGCAGACGCAGAGGAAGAUGAGCCGCAGUUGGAGGUGGCUGAGGAUGGCACCGUCAUCGUCGUGGCUAGCAGUCUCGACCAGCCGCAGCCUGCCCAGUCCUCCCGGCUCUACCAGCGAUUCCCUCAGGGACGUCGUUAUCAGCAGCCCGUUCCUCAGCGAUUGAUCCUGCGUCGCAGUUGGUAGACUUUAUGGAGGCUGGAAUUUACUACUUAGCUGCUAUCACACAAAGAAGCUUUUGUGUCCGACAAAAUCUUAUCCUUUAACUUGUUGCGUGUGUAUUUACUUUUUGGACUACAUUUUGAAAGAUAGAAACUUAUUAACUAACAAAAAAAUAAAUUAAACAUU